AGAAGGUGUUGAAAGUAAACAUUAAGUCUGGAAUUAAACCGAUCGGUGUGUGUGUGUGUGUGUGAGUGAGUGUGAGUGAGUGAGUGAGAGAGAGAGGGAGGGAGGGAGAGAGGGAGAGAUUAUUAACAGUGAUAAACCACACGGACAGAUAACAGACCGACCGGACUGACCAGAAGUAGAGCCAUGAGGUGACAGGAGUUAUUUAAAGCAGGAGCUGGAGCUCGCACUCACACUCGCACUCACACACACACACACACACAGACAGAGGAGGACACACACAGGACCGGUGUCUCACACGGAUUGAAGGUUGGUGGAGAUGUGGUGGUUUCAGGAGGGGUUGUGUAUUCUGCCCGUGUUACUGGUCACUUGGACAGCAGCUACAUUUGUAUUUGCUUACAUCACAGCGGUGGAGCUGAGACACGUCGACCCCUUCGUCCCCUACAUCAGUGACACAGGAACAGUUCCUCCUGAGAGGUGUGUGUUUGGGAUCAUGCUCAGCGUCUCGGCGUUUCUCGGCAUAGCCACCAUGUAUGUACGUUAUAAGCAAGUGGAGGCUCUUACUGAUCAGGGAGAAAAGCAUCUCCUGAAGCUCAACUCUGUGGGCUUUGUGCUAGGUUGCAUCAGUUCCUUUGGCAUGUGUGUCGUGGCAAACUUCCAGAAGACCACAGUGUUCUCGAUGCACCUGGUGGGUGCAGUGCUGACGUUUGGCGUGGGCGCGCUCUACAUCCUGACACACGCGCUGGUUUCGUACCGCAUGCAGCCUCACAUACACACCAAACAAGUCUUCUGGAUUCGACUGGUCAUCGGCCUCUGGACCUUGAGCAGCAUCAUCAGCAUGUUUGUGUCCUCAGUGAUUCUGUACAGCAGCCUGCCAGGGGUAGAGGUGAACAAAAAACUCCACUGGAACCCCGGAGAACCCGGCUACAUGGCUCACAUGGUGAGCACGGUCUCUGAGUGGUCUCUGGCUUUUUCCUUCAUUAGCUUCUUUCUCACCUACAUCAGAGACUUUCAGAAGAUCAACCUGAGAGCAGAGGUGGAUCUUCAGAGCAGUAAUUUGCAUGACUCCACCCAUUUUGGUUCGACAUGGGUCCCUGGAGAGACGUCCCCCUUACUGGCUGGAUCCAUCUAAACACACCUCUCACAGUCCACCACACAGACACACACACACACUAAGUUCAUGAGUGUAAUGAGAGUGGAAUUGAAGAGUGAGCAGUAGGAGCAGAGAUCUCCUGGACCUGGUGGUUGAUCGCCUGGUGGAUCAUCUCAGAAGAUCAGCUGCUUUUACCCCUGUACAUUUAGCACAGAUGUGGGGAGCUUUAACUCUCCGUGUUUGUGUGUGUGUGUGUGUGUGUGUGAUCACUUCAUUUGGUCCUGAGAUUAACCACAGCAUGCUCCUGUAGUGUGUGUGUUUGUGUCUCACUGUUCCACACACUUAUUUUUCUAUUAUUUGCUUGAUGUUAUUGUUUAGCUUAGCACUUAUCAUUAGCCUAGUUAGCUUUGAUGUAAUCAUGAAACUUAACACGUAAACACUUCAGCUGGAAAAUAGAGACACAACUACUACGACUUUUUUAAUGAUGAGUUAGUGUUUAUUUCUGCUAGUUUAACCCUUCACUCGCCACGAUCUGAUGUUUCGUCUCGUACUUCUGCUGAUCAGAUAUCUCUGAGGAUCCAAUCAGACACACUUAUUUUACAACACCUUUAUUUUAAUCAGCAUAAAGUGCAACAAGCAGCUUUGAAAUUCACACACACACUGUAUUUGUUUUUAAAACUGUAAAAGGCAAAUAAACUGAUUUUUAUAUUGUUAAA
Molecule: messenger RNA, 1806 nt
Organism: Hemibagrus wyckioides
Lineage: Eukaryota; Metazoa; Chordata; Actinopteri; Siluriformes; Bagridae
Gene: dram2b
Product: DNA-damage regulated autophagy modulator 2b
Exons: 9
Coding region: 317-1129 (270 amino acids)
Biological process (GO): photoreceptor cell maintenance; regulation of autophagy
Cellular component (GO): lysosome
Source: RefSeq, a predicted model, not a curated record